Molecule: messenger RNA, 14369 nt
Organism: Grus americana (Whooping crane)
Lineage: Eukaryota; Metazoa; Chordata; Aves; Gruiformes; Gruidae
Gene: BSN
Product: bassoon presynaptic cytomatrix protein
Exons: 14
Coding region: 733-12024 (3763 amino acids)
Biological process (GO): presynaptic active zone assembly; protein localization to synapse
Cellular component (GO): cytoskeleton of presynaptic active zone; GABA-ergic synapse; axon
Molecular function (GO): metal ion binding; structural constituent of presynaptic active zone
Source: RefSeq, a predicted model, not a curated record
CCGCCGCCGCCGCCGCCGCCGCCGGGGCCCCGCCGCCGCCUGCCGCCGCCAAGCCGCCUUCAGCACCGGGCGGCGGCGGACAGCUCCCGGGCAGCGCGCCGGGGCCCAGUUCCCCUUGCUAACGAGUCGCCGACCCCUCUGCCUCGGACUCUGCCAGCGAGAACUUGUUCCUAGGCUGCUCGGAACCAUUUCAGAUUAAAUACCUGCAGGGAUAUUUAGGCCGGCGUAACAAGAUCAGCCGAAGGAGCCGUGCAGAUCUGCCGUCUCUGUCCGGUUUUGGGGCUGCCGUGGGACUCCCCCGUUGCUGCCCGGGGAAAUAGUCUGAAAACCUUACACGUGGUACGGCCGGAUUUCAGGGUCUUGCAUUUAGACUCAUAAGAUUUGCGUUCAAGAAACCGUGCGUACGCUAUGGAGGAGAGACUUCAGAGCGUAGAAAACGUCCUAUAGAAGUAAUGUCAUCUCACCGGCUCGCAACAUCCGCCUCUGUCGACAAACUUUGCUUUUCUGCUCGCGUGCUCUGGGUGAGGCGCGGCGGGGCCGGAGGAUGAAGGGAAGACACGAGACGGUUGGGCUCUGCCGGCGGGGUGCAGCUCUGCAAAAGGCAAACGCGGUGCAGGAUCGCAUCAGGCGAGCACGCCAAGGAGACCAGAGCAGCUGGACCAGGCAGCGGGCCAGCGGUCGGCAUCCCCCUCCCCGGCACAGCCUGCGCCCAGCUCCCAGAGCCCCCGGGAGAUGAGGGGCCGGGGCCAGCCCGGACCGCCGGCGGAGGGACCGCGGAGGAUGCUGCAGGUGGACGCCAGGAGCCAGGGCUCGGGGAGGUCUCCCUCGGCAUCGCCGGACCGCGGCAGCACCCCUACCUCUCCCUACUCGGUCCCGCAGAUCGCCCCCCUCCCCAGCAGCACGCUCUGCCCCAUAUGCAAGACGACGGAGCUCACCUCCUCCCCCGGCCAGCCGAACUUCAACGCCUGCACCCAGUGUCACAGCAAGGUCUGCAACCAGUGCGGCUUCAACCCCAACCCGCACCUCACCCAGGUGAAGGAAUGGUUGUGCUUGAACUGCCAGAUGCAGCGGGCGCUGGGGAUGGACAUGACCACCGCUCCUCGCUCCAAGAGCCAGCAGCAGCUGCACUCUCCUUCGCCGUCCCCCUCCCACUCCCCGGCCAAGCACCCGCCGCCCCCGGGUGCGGACAAGUCCCCGCCAGCCGCCCGCGCCCCACCGUCCGAGCCGCCCAAACCUCACCCCGCGACGCCGCAGAGGGAACCGCACGGCCAGGGCCAGACGAAACCUCAGGAGGCGGCCAGGUCGUCCCCGCAGCAUCAGCAAGCCAAGCCUUCCUCCUCCGAGCAGAGAAAGACGGCGGGAGACGCGGGGGCGAAGCCAGCCGCCCUGGCCCCCGGAGCAGGAGCACAAGAGCAAGCCCAGGAGGGGCUCACCGGGAAGCUCUUCGGUUUCGGGGCGUCCCUCCUGACCCAGGCGAGCACGCUCAUGUCCGUCCAGCCAGAGGCCCCACCUCCGAGCCAGCUUUCUCCUGGCAAAGUGCCUCCAAAAAUCGUCUUCAGUGAUGCCAGCAAAGAAGCUGGUCCCAAAGCCCCGGGGGCGCAGGGCCGGGCUGGUGCCACGCCAGCUGCCAAGCCCAGCAAGCCGGAGCAGGGCGUCAAGCCGAAGGAAGUGCCGAAAGCAAGGGUCUCGUGCCCGCUCUGCAAGGCGGAGAUCAACGUGGGCUCCGGUGAGCCCCCCAACUACAACACCUGCACGACCUGCCGGCAGCAGGUCUGCAACAUGUGUGGCUUCAACCCCACGCCUCACCUGGUGGAGAAGAACGAAUGGCUGUGCUUGAACUGCCAAACUCAGCGGCUGCUCGAAGGCGGCCUCGGCGACCCUGCCCCGAUGCCGCUGCCCGCCCCAAAGCAACCGCCCGCCGGCUCCCCGCGCCACCAGCCGCCAGCCGCCGGCCAGCAGCAGAGAGCGCCCGCGCUGGCGCCCGCCGAACCGGCGGCACCCCCGGAGCGGCAGCCCUCACCCGCGAGGACCCUCCGGGCUGCCGAGCAGAGCAGGACCCCCAGCCCUGCCCCGGCGGAGAAGAAGCCCCCGGUGCCAGCAGAGGAAAAGCCGCCGCCCAAAGCCGCCCCGGAGCCAUCCAGAGCUCCCGAGGGCGCCGCGCCAAAAGGGAAGAGCACGACCCCCAAACCAGAGGCAGAGAGCAAGGAGAGCCGGGCACCCCCCGAGGUGCCGCGGGCGAAGGAGCAGGAGGACGGGAGCAAGCCUUACCCCCCGGACCUGUCCCGCAGCCCCCAGAGCCUGAGCGACACCGGCUACUCCUCCGACGGCAUCUCCAGCUCGCAGAGCGAGAUCACUGGCCUGGUGCAGCAGGAGGAGGAGAAGCUGAGCGGCACCGGGCUGGCCGGGCAGAGCCCUCCCAGCCCCUCCGAGCUCACCAAGCUGGAGAGCAGCAUGCGGCCCCUCCUAGAAGGCCGGGGUGCCCCACCGGAGCCCGCUGAGCGCAGCAAGGGCUGCCCGGAGGCGCGGGAGGAGCAGCGGCAGCGGCAGCGGCCACGGUACCUCUCCAUCACCCCCGAAGCCUUUGACUCGGAUGAGGAGCUGGAGGACAUCCUGGAGGAGGACGAAGACUCGCUGGAGUGGGAGAACCAGCGGGAACGGCGGGAGAGCGCGGAGUCCUCGGACGAGUUCGGCAGCAAGCUGCGGCACGACUACGUGGAGGACAGCAGCGAGGGGGGCUUCUCCCCGGUGCCCCCCCGGCCCAAGGGCCAGGAGGCGGAGGUGAGCGACGAGGAGUUCAUGCGGAGGCAGAUCCUGGAGAUGAGCGCGGAGGAGGACAACCUCGAGGAGGAGGAAGAGGAGGAGGGCUACGGGCGCGCCAAGUACGGCAUCCCCAAAGCCGGGCAGAAGGCCGAGGCAGAGAAGGGCAAAGAGCCGGCAUCGGCCAAGCGGCGCCUGCCGCACGGCCCUGGCAGCCUGUACAAGGAGGAGAGGAAGGAGCUGGAGGCAGCGGAGGGCGACGACUUGAGCACGGCUCAGGGCGGGCUGCGGCGCUUCAAGACCAUCGAGCUGAACAGCACGACCGGCUACGGCCGGGAGAUGGAGAUGGGCCAGGAGGCGGAUGCCAGCCUGGAGAGGGAGCCCGAGCUGGAGAUGGAGAGCCUGACGGGCUCCCCCGAGGAGCGCUCCCGGGGCGAGUACUCCUCCACCCUGCCCGCCACGACACCCAGCUACACCUCGGGCACCUCGCCCACCUCCAUCUCCUCCCUGGAGGAGGACAGCGACAGCAGCCCCAGCCGCCGGCAGCGGCUGGAGGAGGUGAAGCAGCAGAGGAAGGCUCGCCACCGCUCGCACGGCCCCUUGCUGCCCACCAUCGAGGACUCGUCCGAGGAGGAGGAGCUGCGGGAGGAAGAGGAGCUGCUGCGGGAGCAGGAGAAGAUGCGGGAGGUGGAGCAGCAGCGCAUCCGGAGCACGGCGCGCAAGACCAAGCGUGACAAGGAGGAGCUGAGGGCCCAGCGGAGGAGGGAGCGCUCCAAAACCCCCCCCAGCAACCUCUCCCCCAUCGAGGACGCCUCCCCCACCGAGGAGCUACGGCAGGCGGCGGAGAUGGAGGAGCUGCACCGCUCCUCCUGCUCCGAGUACUCGCCCUCCAUCGACUCGGAGGCCGAGAGCUUCGACGCUGUGACCUCCAAGCUGUACAAGUCAGGCAGCGAGUACAACCUGCCCACCUUCAUGUCGCUGUACUCCCCGACCGAGAAGGGGGAGAGCGGCCCCAGCCAGCCCGCCAGCAAGCCCCUCAAGAGCGCCGAGGAAGCCUACGAGGAGAUGAUGAGGAAGGCAGAGAUGAUGCAGAAGCAGCAGGUCCAGCAGGCCCAGCCAUCCGUGUCCUAUGGCGGCGCCUACCAGCAGGUCGGCUACCACGGCACCGAAAGCCAGAACGGCUUCGAGUACCAGUACGCCGAGGAGUACCGGUACGACGGCGGCCCCGCGCGCCCCUCCCAGCCCGGCUAUCCAAGCGCCCUGCCGAAGGCGGGCAUGGUGUACGAGGAGAUCCUGCAGACCUCCCAGAGCAUCUCCAGGAUGCACCAGUCCUCCUCCUUCGACCUGGCCCUCGAGCAGGGAGAGAAGGCAAAGGGGCAGGAGGAGGCGUACCAGGAGAAGCACUUCCUCAACGCCGAGAGCGCCUACGCCGACCUGAUGAAGCAGAACGGUGGUCCGCUCACCCCCGGCACCAGCCCCACGCAGCUCUCCGCUCCCGUCUCCUUUGCCGCCUCCGACGGCAGUGCGGGCAAGGCCAUUCCUGACGUCCGGGUCACCCAGCAUUUUGCGAAAGAGGGGCAAGACCUAGCCAAGCUCCAGAGCACCCCGGCGGCACCCAGCCCGGCACCCAAGGCUGCCGCCACUCCUUACGCCUACGGCAAAGGCACCGGCACGGUGACUGCAGCGGCAGCAAGCGGCCCCGGGAGCACGCCACGGAGCUACAGCUCCUCAGCUCCGGAGGCCCCGUCGGUAGCCAGCAGAAGCUACGGUCCGGGGAAGAGCACCGUCAGCUACGGCUCACAGACGGAGGAUGCCGGCAGGAGCAAGGCGGCGGUGGAGAUCAGCGUGCAGACGGCCAGGGAAAAGCUCCCGGCCACGAGCGACAGCAAGCCCCCAACGCCCAAGACCUACCCCUUCUUCAAGAGCUCCAGCCCUCCGCUCUCGCCCACCUCCCCCACGCACAGUCCCACCCGUGCCACAAAGGCCACGGCAGAGUUUUCCACGCAGACGCAGAGCCCCCUCCUCCCCUACGAGGGUCCCGCCGCCGCCGCCAGCCCCGCCGCCUCUUCCCCCAUGGUGGCGCAGGGGACGCAGACGCCGCACCGGGCGGGCUCGCCGCGCCUGGCCCGACAGCCCUCCUCGCAGGACGCCCCCUUCAUGCUGAUCACGCUGGCGGCUGACGCUGCCAGCCAAACCAAGCCGGCCAGCUCCGGCUCCUUGACGUCUCCCACCUCGUCCCCCACCAGAGCAAGCCGGCAGCUGCCGGGGCAUGGCUACAGCCAGGAGCCAGAGCAGGCGCCGGGCACCUACAUCAGGGCGCAGCCGGUGAAGGAGCACGCCCAGAAGACACCCGCCGUGACUUCAGCCGCCGACAGCAUCGCGGGGCUGUACGGCUGGGGAGCGCUCCCCGCGGAAAACAUCUCCCUCUGCCGCAUCUCCUCCGUCCCCGGCACGUCCCGGGUCGAGCCGGGGCCCAAGGUGCCGAGCACUAAUGCCGUGGACUUACGGACUGCGCUGAAGUCCGCUCCCAUCAUCAUAACGGACCAAGGCAUGGAUCUCACCUCCUUGGCCACCGAGGCCAGGAAGUACUGCCUGACCUUGGACCACAUCCCGAGCCGGCAGUCCACGGCCAUCCAGCCCUUGAUCAUCAACCUCAACGCCCAGGAGCAGCCUCACGCCAUCAUCGCGGCAGCCAGCACCACCGGCCUGGCCAUCGCCUCCCCCGUGCUCCUCUCGCAGCCCAAGCAGCCCGUGGUCUACGGAGACCCUUUCCAGAGCCGGGUGGACUUCGGGCAGGGGACCGGGAGCCCAGUGUGCUUGGCGCAGGUGAAGCAGGUGGAGCAGGGUGUCCAGACGGCCGCCGUCAGAGCCAGCGGGACGGCCGGCGGCAAGCCCGAGCCCACCGCUCCCCCCCAGACCAAGUUUGCGAGGUACGGCAUGCCGGGCCAGAUGGUGAAGAAGGACGUGCUCAUCACACAGACCGGCGGGGCGCAGCCCUUCCCGUCGGAGCCAGGUUCGGAGUUGUACCGUGCCGUGCCGGUGGAGCUGAAGAGCCAGAGCCCUCUCCUCACGCUGGGUGGCAAGAAGUCCCAGGUGAUGAUGGUGCAGAUGGAGGAGGCGGCGUCCGGCCCGGUGACCAAAGUGCUGAAGGAGGAGCCGCCGGCCAACGUGCUGGACCUCACAGGCGUGAAGCCAGAGAGCCAGGUGGCCUGUUGUGAUGUGGUCUACAAGUUCCCCUUUGGCAGCAGCUGCACUGGCGCUUUCAACCCCACCUCCAAGAUGCCGGAGAAGAAAGCCGGGGAGACGCCAGUGCCCAGCCGGAAAGCCAGCGGGCCCCUCUAUGGCAGCAGAGAGCCAGAGCUGCCGGAGACCUUCCCCUACCGGGAGCAGCCGGCCCCGGCACCCGCACUCUACGAGGAGCAGAAGUUUUACCCCGCCGGCGCCUUCGGCCGCCUCUACUCCUCCAUGUCGGACACGAACCUCUCCGAAAUCGGGAUGAGCUACUACCCCACGAAGGGGGAUCAGCCCUUCCCCUCCCCGGCGGGUGACGCCGCCGUGGACCUCAGCACCAUGAAGCACUCCUACAGCGUGGGCUUCGCCGAGGGGGGUUACCUGGGCCACGGGCUGCAGUACGGCUCCUUCUCCGACCUCCGCCAGCCGGCGGAGCUGCUGGGCCACCCGCUCCCCAUGCGGAGGUACAGCUCGGCCUCCAACAUCUACUCCGACUACCGCUUCUCACCCCGGGGCGACCUGGCCAGCUUCCAGGAGUCCAGCCUGGCCCACUACAGUGCCACCACGGCGCGCGAGAUCAGCCGCAUGUGCGCCGCCCUCAACUCCAUGGAUCAGUACGGGGGCCGGCACGCCAACGGCCCCGACGUGCUGCCCUACGGCCCCGGCACCGGGCCGGGCGGCGCGGGGAGCCUGGCGGCUCAGCAGCAGGGCCCCGCGCCCCCCAAACCCGGCGGGAUGUACAACCCCACCUUCCCUGAGGCGCGGCAGGGUUUCGGCAGCCUGGCGCAGUACAACGUCCCCGGCGUGCGCCUGGGCGCUGUCCGACAGAUGUUCCCUUCCUCCGCCACCGUGCGGGCUGCCGACGGCAUGAUCUACUCCACCAUCAACACGCCCAUCGCCUCCACGCUGCCCAUCACCACCCAGCCGGCCUCGGUGCUGCGGCCCAUGCUGCGCGGGCUGUACAGACCCUACGGCCCAGGCGGCGUGACGGCGGUCCCGCUGGCCAGCCUGGCCAGGCUGCCGGUCGUCUCGCCCCGCAUCCCACUGGCAGCACAGAGCCUCUACCGCUACCCAGCUCCUGGCCGGCCGGCCCCGGCGGCCUCGCUGAUGGAGACACCCGUCUACCUGGGCAAGCCCGUCAGCACGACACCAGCUGCAGCGGGUGCCAGUCCCGCUCCCAAAGCCCCCACUGUCCCCGCCGGCGGUUUGCAGAGAGCGGAGCCAGCGGGGGCCGCUCCCCGUGCCGAGGGUCCGGCGGCACCGGCGGCCGGCAAGGAGGGCGGGCAGGUGGCCGCGGUGCCCAAGCCGCCGCCGGAUGGGGCUCAGAGGGAGGAGCGGGAGCGGGAGGAGGAGCGGCAGCGCAAGCAGCAGGAGCACGUGCUGCAGCUGGAGCGGGAGCGUGUGGAGCUGGAGAAGCUGCGGCAGCUGCGGCUGCAGGAGGAGCUGGAGCGGGAGCGCGCGGAGCUGCAGCGGCACCGGGAGAAGGAGCAGCUGCUGGUGCAGCGGGAGCUGCAGGAGCUGCAGUGCAUCAAGCAGCAGGUGCUGCAGCAGCAGCAGGAGGAGCGGCACGCGCAGCUGGCGCUGCAGCGGGAGCAACUCGCCCAGCAGCGCCUCCAGCUUGAGCACAUCCACCAGCUCCAGCACCAGCUCCAGCAGCAGCUGGAGGAGCAGAAGCGGCAGAAGACCGCCUUCCCCGCGCCCGCCGAGCCCGUCGCCCGCCCGCCCGAGGGGCCCGCUGAGGUGCCGCGGGGCCCGCCGCUCAACGGGCAGGCGUGGCCCCCGCCAGGCCAGGCGCCGCCGGAGGGGCCCGCCGGCUCCCGCUACCCCGCGCCACAGCGACCACUCAGCAGCUCAGCCUCGGACAUGUCGCUGCAAGCCGAGGAGCCCUGGGAGCCCGCCCGGGGCAUCAAGAAGAGGAACUCAAUGCCGCGGCUGCGGGACGCCUACGAGAAGGAGGCGGUGCGGGAGGCCUUCGCGGCGAGGAAGACGGCAGACAGCAGCGUGCAGACGGACGAGGAGGAUGGCGAGGAGCGGUACCUGCUGUCGCGGCGGCGGCGGGUGCGGCGCAGCGCUGACUGCAGCGUGCAGACGGACGAGGAGGACAGCGGGGAGUGGGAACAGCCCGUACGCCGCCGGCGCUCCCGGCCCUCGCGGCAUACCGAGGCCAGCGCUGAGGGCAAGUCGGAGGGGGCGGCCCGUGGCACGGCCAGCGUGGGCAUCCAGACCAUCAGCGACUGCUCGGUGCAGACAGAGCCCGACCAGCUCCUCCGCGUCUCCCCCUCCAUCCACAUCACCACCCAUGACCCCCGCGUGGAGAUCGUCAAGUACAUCUCGGCCCCGGAGAAGACGCAGCGGGGCGAGAGCCUGGCCUGCCAGACGGAGCCGGAGCCUGCUCCCCAGCCCGGCGUCGUGGUCCCUCAGCUGACGGUGCCCACCACCAUCCCGCCCUACUCCACCAACAUCCAGAUGGUGAGCACGGGCCCCCUGGACCCCCACGCCGUCCGGCAGCAGACCCUUGGCAAGUUUGAGAAGAAGAAGCCGGACCCCCUGGAAAUCGGCUACCAGUCCCAUCUGCCAGCCGAGUCCCUCUCCCAGCUGGUGACCCGCCAGCCGCCCCGCUCUCCCCAGGUCCUCUACUCACCCGUCUCCCCCCUUUCUCCCCACCGCCUCCUGGAGUCCUCCUUCGCCACCAGCGAGCGGCUGAACAAGGCUCACGUCCCCCCGCAGAAGCACUUCACCGCCGACUCGGCCCAGCGCCAGCAGACGCUGCCGCGACCCAUCAAGACCAUGCAGCGCUCCCUCUCCGACCCCAAGCCCAUCAGCCCCACCGCCGAGGAGGCCGGCAAGGACAGGUUCUCCCUCUACCAGCACCCGCUGCUCCCCGGCACCCAGAUUGGGGGGCUUCAGUCGAGCCCGCUGGCGCGCAAGGUGAAGCGGACGCUGCCCAGCCCGCCGCCCGAGGAACCCCACGUCCCCCUGGCCAGCCCGGCCGCCCCCCAGCUCUACCUGAGCAGCCAGGCCCCCAAGGCCACCGCGCCGGUCACCAAGGCCAGCCUGCUGAAGGAGCUGGACCGCGACCUGAAGCUGGUGGAGCACGAGGCCACCAAGCUGCGGAAGAAGCAGGCGGAGCUGGACGAGGAGGAGAAGGAGAUCGACGCCAAGCUGAAGUACCUGGAGCUGGGCAUCACUCAGCGCAAGGAGUCGCUGCUGAAGGAGCGGGGGGGCGGGCGGGACCACCCCUACCUGCGCUGCCCCGGGGAUCGCCGCGACUACCUGUCCGACAGCGAGCUGCACAGCCUGCGCCUCGCCGCCUACGACGGCGCCAGCCUGCGCCCCGCGCCCGCAGGGCAGUACCCUGACUUCGAUGCCGCCGCCGCCGCCUCCUACGGCGCCUACCCGUUCCCCGCCCUGCAGGGCCCUGCCGCCUUCCCGCCAGCGCGCCUGCAGCCCGGCCAGUACCCCGUGGCCAGCACCUCGCAGGAUGGCUUGCCGGCAGCCCCGCUGCCCGCCUUCGCCUCGCCCGGCGCCUUCCCGGCCCCCGGCGCCGCGUACCCAGAGCUGGGCACCCCAGGCCAGCCGGGAUUCCGGCCCCAAAACCCCUACCAAGCCCCGAGCGCCUUUGCCGCGGCGGCUGCCGUGCCGGCGACGCAACCUGCCCUCUUCCAGAGCCUGGCGGAGGUGGCCGGCGGGCAUCAGAAGCCACGGCAGACCUCGCUGGCCGACCUGGAGGAGAAGAUCCCCACCAACUACGAGGUCAUCAGCACGGCCACCAGCUCCUCCACCGUCCCCGAUGUCACCUUCAGCGCCACAAUGGCAAGUGGCGGCUACGAGCAGUACAAGGCACCUGAGGCCCGGCCGGCCGAGAGAGCCAGCGUGGCACAGGGCCCCUCGGCCAGCUUCUCUUCCGAGUCCCUCUACACCAGCCUGGAGCAGAACAUCCCCCGUAACUACGUGAUGAUCGAGGAUAUCAGCGAGCUCACCAAGGAGAGCCCAGCGGUGGAGGGGCAGAAAGCGGAGCCGGUGGGCACAGGCGCCGAUGGCCGCCACGGCAGAGAGAAGAGCGAGCUGGGGGAUGCCGAGGGCUCCAGCCGGCCCUGCUGCUACGCCAAAGCCGAGGAGGAAUCCGAGGAGGACGUCUAUGACCACCACGGCCCUGACCAUCGAGGGAAGAACAGCUACCACCGGGGCGCGGAGAGCAACGGCAGGGUGUCGGGGAGCUCUGCCGGCUCAUCCUACUACUAUGGGGACAGCGAGUACCGGCACUCCUCGCGGGCCGACAAGCACGGCUCCAGUGCAGCACUGCCAAAGCAUUCAUCCAAGAACCUGGCGCCCGCCGUUGUCUCCUCGAAGCGCAGCAAGCACAGGAAGCAGGGCAUGGAGCAGAAGAUCUCCAAGUUCUCUCCCAUCGAAGAAGCCAAAGACGUGGAGUCGGACCUGGCCUCCUAUGUGGCAACAACCUCGGUCGGCAGCAGCAACGUGGCCUCCAGGGCCAAGAAGCUGCAGGAGGAGAUCACCUACGGCCUGAAGAAGAAUGUCUACGAGCAGCAGAAGUACUACGGCGUCUCCAGCCGGGACCUGGUGGACGAGGAGGAGCGGGUCUACUCCGUCGGCAGCAGAACCCGCUCCUCCGGCUACGGGGUGGAAAAGUCCUCCGGCCGGGAGGCGAGUGGCCGGAGCAAGUCCUACGAGCGCGAGGGCAUGGAGCGCUCCCAGAAAGGCGGCUCCAAGCCCUCGUCCCUCAGCAUGAGCCAGAGCCGCGGGCGGGCGCCCGUCCGCGCGCAGCCCUCGGAGGAGGAGAGCCCCGUCAGCCCCCUGGGGAAGGCGGUGGGGGGGUCACGCGCUGCGGGGGGGCCAGUCUCCCAGUCGGCGGGGGACCCCUGCUCCCAGUUCUGCUCCAGCCACUCGUUGCCUGAUGUGCAAGAGCACAUCAAAGACGUGCCAAGGAGUCACUCGUACAAGCACGAGGAGGGCUACGGCAUGGACGAUGCCCAUUGCGUUGUCUCGGACAGCGAAGCCUAUCAUUUGGGUCAGGAGGAGACAGACUGGUUUGAUAAGCCCAGGGAGGCGCGGGCGGAGAGGGUCAGGCACUACGGUGGCCACUCUUCCUCGCAGAAGAGACCCCCGGCUAAGCACACCUACCACGACUACGACGAGCCCCCCGACGAGGACCCGUGGCAGCACGAUGACUACCCCCAGCACCGCGAGCACCGGCACCACGGGGAGUACGGGCGCCACACUGGCACCUCCCGGCACGCGAGUGACGAGCCCCCGCGCCGCUCGGCCAAGCAGCACCCACGGGAGCCCGGCCGCCACGAGCCCCGCGGCCACGGGCCGCCAGCCGCUCCCAAGAAGGCGCAGCAGCCCGAGCCCCGCGCGCCCGCGCCCUACGGCCCCAGCUCUGCCGAGUACGCCCCGCCGUCCCGCCCCGCCGCUCACCACCACGGCGCUGAGACCCCCAAGGCACAGAAGCCCCCCCAGCCACACGGACCGGCCACCCCGACACCGAAGCCAGAGCCCCUCGCACACCCACAGCAGCCGGCAGCCAGGCAGCAGCAGGCAGGGCAGCAGGCAGCGCGGCAGCAGCCAGCGGCGCGGCAGGCUGCCCAGCCGGCGGGCUCGGCGCAGCCUGAGGCCAGGGGCAGGACGCAGGGACCCCCGUCGUCUCGGCCACCACAGCAGCAGCCAGGGCCAGCCCAGGCGGCGGGGAAGGCGCCGGCCACGCUCCACGCGCAGCCGGGUGGGCUCGCGGCGCCGGCGCCAAAAGCGGAGCAGACGGACGCAUCCAAACCCGCAGCGAAAGUGCCACAGCAGCCAGGGAGAGCACCCACGGCGCAGCCCCUGGGAGCAGCAGCGGACAGCAAGGCCGGUCCAAGGGCGGCCGGGCCGCGUGGUCCCACCGGCCCGGCAACGGGGCAGCCCGGGGCGGAAGGAGAGAGCGUUUUCUCCAAAAUCCUGCCGGGGGGGGCAGCGGAACAAGCAGGCAAACUGACCGAAGCGGUGUCGGCUUUUGGCAAGAAGUUCACUUCGUUCUGGUGAGAGAACGGCACAAGGAGUUUGGGAAGCAAGUGGAGAUUGAGUCGUUGCAGUGGAAAAACCUAUGAAGAAGCCAGUGAAUUCAGCACGCGGCGCCAGACUCUGAGUAUAACGCUUUUGAAAGCAGGGCGAUCCCUGGAUGCUGGACCAAACGGCGGCCGAACGGGGGCCUGGCGGACGCCCCCGCCAUGCCUGGCGAGCAGCUCCGGUGCGGCACGUGGCAAGCCCCGGCACCAGGCGGGCAGACGCACCCUCCGCCCCCCCACGGCUGCCCCGAGGGGACGGGCCUGAUCCUGACCGUCGGGUCAGGCCCCAUAGGUGGGCCGCGGCCCUUUCUCAAGAUUAUACGCAGAGUUGCUCCCUCCGAACCCCAGCUCUGGCCUCUUCAUAGGUUUUUCCCCGCCGCGAGCCGAGGGCUGGGCGCCGCGGGCGCUGCUCCUCCUUCCCAACCCCGUCCACCCCGCCGGGGCCGUCCCCGCGCCCCCUGCACUGCGGCCCGCUCCUGGCCCCGCCAGGGAGCCCCCGGAGCGCGUCAGCUAGGACCUAACACUGUUUCACUACCGAAAUACGAGGCCAUAGGACUCUGACAGGCGGCAUGACCGGCCUUUGCCGAGGCGGCCGCCGGCUGGGUGCGCAUCCCGACACGCGGCGCUGCCCCAAAGCCAUUGGAAGCAUUGAAAGGGCCGCGCUCGCCCUCGCCACGCAGCCAGCGCGCCUGCCGCCGGGCACCCCUUUUCUUUCAAGAACAGCCUUAAUCAUCCCACUUUGAUUUCUGUGUAUACCUCAUCCGCACCGGGGGGGGGGGGGGGCACGGGGCGUCGUCGGGGGGGGGUCUUUUUUUCUCAGUUUCUCUGGGUUCAUUUUAUUUUGGUUCUGGGUUUGGUUUUGUUUUGGUUUUUUUAAACUUUAUACCAAAUCCUCUUCCCUCUUUGCUUUGUGCGAUGAGUUAGCACACGGGGCUGUCGUCUGUAGAAGCAAUAGAGUGCAGGAGGCUACAAAAGAGCACAAAUCCCGUGGAACAAGAUCAGGAGAGCUUUGCCUCCGGCAGUAUCCUUCCUCUUACUGUGCAAUCCAAGUCCUUCUCAAGCCAUUUCGCGGGGACGCGGGGACGGCCGGCGCGGUGGCCAAAGCCCGCUCGCCCCGCCAGGAAGGGGGUUCCCCGGAGGGGGGAGGCAGCCCGAAGAGGGGGCUCGCCGGCGUACAGCCGCGCGUGCCGCCCGCGCCCCGCCGCCUCCCCACGCCGGCGGCACCCCGCUCCCGGUGCCCCCCGCGGCGGGCGGCAGCCACCCGCUCACCCGCCUGAUGUUCUAUGCAACGAAAUAACACGACUCCAGAACAAGACCUGUGAAUAGCUAAUCAGUUCAAUGUCGCGCCUAAGGGUUUCAUCGCAAAGCGUGCCGCCGAGCGACCCGAUAACUACUCUUUAACGACCACCCGUGCGUAUGAAUUCGUGGCAUGUUCGACCCACGGAGGGCCACUUUGCCAAAGGGCAGCCCUAGCGCCCCUGACCGUCUGUCCCGUCGUAGAGCAUGGCUUGCUACUUCUCUGCACGGUUCCACCCGCCUUUCAGUGCUUGCUGGUUUUUGCCUGGACUUUUUCUUUUUUUUUUUUCUUUUCCAUCAGUCCAUCGCUGUACUGAAAGCUCUUAGCAGAUUUAUGCACUUGUUAUGGAGGACCCGGUCGCCGCGGGAAGCCCACGCUCCGUGGCAGGUCCCUCGCGGGGGGGGGGGUCUGCCUGUGCCCGAGACUGGGGGAGAGGCCAGCAGCUGUGGGACGGGGGGGGCACGGCGGUCCCGUGGAGGAGAACCCCGGCCCUGCGCCCACCCGCCGCCUCUCCCUGCCGAUGCCAAGUGCAUGGCCCAAGGGAGGGUGCCUCCUCCGGGCCCCCGGCCCCCGCUGCUCCUCGCGCUGUAAAUACUUGUACAGUGUGUAAACCGUACGCGGGACCGAGACCCCCGUGGGGGCCCGUCUCGUCGCCCGACCACAUCUGCCACCUCGCCUCCGCACCUGCCGGGACCGGGGGCCCGUAAGCCCACCCUGCCGGGCCGGACCCCCAGCCCUAAUUGUGGCAGUCUGGUGGCCGGGGCAGGGGGACGGAGGGUGCGAGGACGAGGGGCCGAGCGCGGCCGGGCGCCGUUUCCAGCGGUAAGUGCGAUGCCGGGUGCGCUCCCUCUGAACAUUGUGACGGUGUGCGUGUCUGCUGUGCUCUGUGCCACCCGUAGUGACCCUGUACCGUGCCGUACCGUGCCGUACCGUGCCGUACCGACCCCGCCGCUGUGUCGUGACUCCCUCCCAGAAGCUGCCCCCUCACCAGGUGUUUCUGUGGGAACAGAAUAAAAAGGACUUGA